AUGACUGUCGAGCUGCAUGGUGUUUUCACCAUCACCAAUAUUCAACAUGGCAAUCGAGUCAUGCUGCCCAACAACAAUCACGAGGAACAAGUCAACUGUGUAAUUCCUGUCACCGAAAUUGCUGAUGUUGAAACGUGGAAAUUCGAACCUAGUACUCUCGGUCGGCACCAAAUCAGGAAUGUGAAGCACGACUGUAUCCUCUCGGCCCAGCAUCCCUAUGUACCUGGAACCUCUGUGGUGACAACUGAACGAAGGAACUGGUGGCUACUUGAGAAACUCAAGGACGAAGAGUAUGGACCAGAUGCUUAUUUGAUCCGGCAUAACGACAAGAGAGAUCUAUGCUGGAGUUUAACCGAUGGAAAUGACGACACGCCGGUUUAUCUCCAACAAUCUUCUGCCCAUCGCCAUAGUGCUUGGAGGAUUGUGCGUCAUCUUCUUCAGAGUGAAAGCAAAAAAGACAAGCAUGAUGGCAGCCAAGAUGAGAAGGCAGUAGAAUCUACGUCUCCUCAGACAUCAUCGACCGAGCGCCAAGAGUCUGCUCAAAAUGACUCGUCCAAGGACGAACCUAAGGACGAUUCAUUCUCUCAGAAAGCCCACUCGGAAUCUACGAAGACCCAUGUAGAGGACGAUGAUGACUCUCAUCAAGACGCCACCAAAGCAGAUGUACACAGAUCAUAUAGCAAGACUAAACACAAUAAAAGCCGUACUCUUACUCGUGCUCCAAGUGGCGAUCGUUUGCCGCACGAAUCCUUUUCACUACGAGACCUUCGUGCCGCGCCGCAAAGUCACACAGAUGGCGGAUUAGAUGAUGGUGCAAGCAGACGUCCUCUUUCUCGUGGGGCUCGUGUCGAAAUCCCUCGGGAUCACAAUCUCGCUGUAAGACAUCCCACUGUCGACCAUACCCUAGAGGCCGUUACUUCGCCUAUUUCGCCUCGGACGCAUGCAGAGCUACAGGCCCUUUUGAAGAACGGAGAAGGACAUCCCAUCAACGCCCGUGACAACCAUGGAUUCCCCGAGACGGCUCGUCCUAUAGCUCACACGCAUGCGGAACUGAAAGCCCUUAGGGAGAGUAGGGGUGUGGCGCCGAUUGACACGCGUGGAAAGGAUAACAAUGGUGCAGGUCGCUCAGACACUUUAAACAUACCCCAACCGCAGAAAGGGCGCCGGAGUUUCGGGAACCGCGGCCGACCGAACGUAUCCCCUUCCAACUCUUCGCGCUCGAUGAGCCCGGCUACGCCCCCACAGCUCCCGAGUAUGCAGCCCGCUAUUUUCUCCUUUGGAUCCGCUUUUACGUCCGAGGAUGACGCCGCCGAAUGGUCAAGCCCGUGCGAUGCGGACUACUUCCCCGCCAAGGAUCCUAAAGAUAACCUCGAAGAUAUCGACUUCUCUCGCCUUGGAAUGGCCUAUGAUAGACCAUCCAGCCCGCCAGUUUACCGUUCCCUGUCUCCAGCUGAACGAGAGCCCUCACCGAUCAACACGUUCACUUUCAAAACGGACCCCAAGGGAGAAACAUGGUGUGAGGAACGCACCGAGCGCGUUGUGCAAAAUGGGUGGGGUGGCGGACGACAGAGUCCAGCUCUAUUCGGAGACUCGGCUCCCCAUAUGGGCUUUUUCAUGCGCCAGCAAGUACCUGUUAACACGAUUCGACACGAUACCUGGUUCCACUAG
Fibroporia radiculosa is the source of this 1668-nucleotide messenger RNA. RefSeq lists its product as uncharacterized. Lineage: Eukaryota; Fungi; Basidiomycota; Agaricomycetes; Polyporales; Fibroporiaceae. The coding region runs from base 1 to 1668 and encodes 555 amino acids. The transcript is spliced from 7 exons. The record is from RefSeq and is a predicted model, not a curated record.